Molecule: messenger RNA, 2526 nt
Organism: Saccoglossus kowalevskii
Lineage: Eukaryota; Metazoa; Hemichordata; Enteropneusta; Harrimaniidae
Cellular component (GO): membrane
Source: RefSeq, a predicted model, not a curated record
GGGAGGAGAGUUUAAUAGCGAUGUUUUAUUGUGAGUGACGAGACCAAUCCGUAAUACAGAGAAUCGUAUUGAACACCAAUUUACCAUUUGAAAAACUAUUCACCGUUGAAGGUAAUUGGAAACUCAGUAUGCAGCAGCAGCCUGGGCCAAUGGUACAACAACCUGUUGGGGUAGUGCAGCAGCCUGUACCAGGAGUCCAACAGACCGGAGUAAGAAUAGGAUUUGCACAUAAGACGAUCACUAGUUUCGGUAUCGCUCUGAUUAUAUUGGGUACAUUGGCUAUUAUAUUUGGUAUCGUACCGAUAAGCAUUGGUUGUUUUCCCACAUCAUAUAUUGGCACUGGGAUUUGGACAGGAAUUUUUGUAAUUGUGACUGGGAUACUAGUAUGUGUGUCUGGUUUCAAGAAGAGUAACUGCUCGAUCAUUGCAAAUAUGGUGUUAUCAAUCAUAGCCGCUGCAAUGGCUGGAACAGCUUUGCUGCCAUUGUCUGCAGUUGGUAUUGCUAGCGAAGAGGGGUGUAUCUAUCAUUAUUGGGGUUACAGUCCUUGUGAUUAUAGUCACUUUAGAACCUGUGUUGCUUUCCAUAGUAUGAAUUUGAUUAUAUCGAUUGUAGUUACCAUCAUUACUAUCGUCAGUGCAUGUUUAUGUUGUCGUGCUGUUUGCUGUCAUCGAGGACCACAAAGAGCAGUGUAUUAUACAGCUUCUGGGAAUGCACCCCAACAAGUACCUAUGGUGAGCAUGGCAACACCACAGGGAACUCAAUUGGUUUAUAUGAUGCCAGCAACGGGAAUGCAAGGUGUCCAGCAACCUAUGGUAGCAUCAGGCUGUAGUCAACAGCCUGCCAUGGUGAUGGUGGUACAGGGGCAUCAGAGUGACAAAAAUCAACCUCAACAGCAACCAUCUGCGCCAUCUUCGGAACAAGCACCACCACCCUAUUGUAAUAUUGAUAACCAGGCUGUACCUAUGGUGUAAAGCUUAUAAAUGUAUUGUUGAAAUUUCAGCGGGAAAGUUGGUCUGUUUUACACCACUAGACUUUUGAGUUCAUGAUACUAUUUACUGCAUAUAUAUAAAAUACUAUGUGGUUACGAGGAUACCUCAAUUUAAAGUAUGCACGAAGACAGUACAGCUGGAGUAUCGACCGACCCGCAGCGGAGGUCGAUGUGACGGUGUACUGUCUGAGUACUGUACUUUACUGUCUUUUUCUUCCAAGGAUACAUCAUGGGAAUGCCGAAAUCCAAAAUGUUCAGAACAAAAUCAGAGAACUUUUGUGUCCAGUCAAACCCUGGUGGCAGCCAUGUUUGUUUUUAUUAUUAGAGGACACUUGCGCGCGUAAUCAUUCCAUAUUUGGAAUUCGCAUUUCCUUAUAUGGUAGGAUGAAAAUACUCUAUGGUCGGAAACGAGGGCUAUAUUCAUGUACUACCCUUAUCCCACGAGUGUGUAGAUCAUUUUACAGGGAAUUGCCCAUGGCCAUGCAUUUAUUUCCUUUUUCAUUGAAGCGUAGCAGCACAAUAUCCAUGCAUGGAAGGAGACCUGAUAUUGUUUUAGCAAUGUUCAGUGCAUGACUAGAAAGUACACAACUAGCUGAAAGGUACUUCAAAUGAUAGUAAACUUUUUCUCAGUUUACGGCAAGUGCCAUGACAUAUGAAGAAUAAUACUCUUCCAAACAAGUCAUGCAAACUUGUGAUGAAUAUGUGAUUUUUCAUUCACUGCGAAAAUUGAUUGAUUUGAUUUUUAACUUGAAUUUCUUAUUUUCAUUUAUAUAUCAAUAUUAAAAUGCCAAUCUUUCAAAGGGAAACAUGGCAUUGUUAUGCUGUAUAAGAAAUGAGAAUCAUAUCUACAAUAAGAGCAUACCCGCCACCAAUUGCAUUUGACAGUUGCUGGACUGAAAUAUUUUUUUGGCUAAUUUUAUAUUGUAAAUGGGAAAUCGGGGCAGCCUUGAGCAAGGGGCCAUUUGUCAGUUUAAAUAUUUAGGCAAGAAACCUCAAUGUACUAUGUGAAAAAAACAAAUGGUUGUCUGUCUUGAUGCUCUGGGUGAAAAUUUCAUUUCUUCACGUGAAUCGUACUUUGCCAUUAUGAAUUAAGUGUCAAAAAAUAGUACAACCGAUAUGCUUUGGGUGUGUUUUAUUGCAUUCAAAAACUUCAAAUAUAAAUUGUACAUUAAUUGUAAUUAGGUUAUUUAACUGUCAAUGUUAGUAAACUUGUGUGAAAAUGUGAGACAAUACUGUUCAUUAAUAAUCACUCUAGUAUGCAGGGAUAUUUUUAAACAAGGGAACAGGGGCGCAGCGCCCUCAUGCCAUGGCCAUGCGCCUCUUUCUAGAAAAACCUGUGAGUAUGUGUCGUAUAUAUAUAUAUAUACUUGUAUAUUUUUGUAAUUUUAUUUAGUUAAAUUAUACAUUUGUUAUAAUUUUAUUCAUCGCAUAUUUAUGACAUGCAAAUGAGGCAGAUAUUUUGACCAAUCAAUUUGUACACGUACAUGUACGUGAACCCAAGGGGUUUGUGCAUGUCUAUUUCCUGGUGGAAUUGGGAC